Molecule: messenger RNA, 2537 nt
Organism: Synchiropus splendidus (mandarinfish)
Lineage: Eukaryota; Metazoa; Chordata; Actinopteri; Syngnathiformes; Callionymidae
Gene: pdcd7
Product: programmed cell death 7
Exons: 5
Coding region: 1036-2481 (481 amino acids)
Source: RefSeq, a predicted model, not a curated record
ACCUUCGCGUCAGAGGCAGACGAGCGGCGUGAGACGCCACCGGAUCGCUGGGUUCAUCUACUCACCCUCUUCAGGGGAACCGUGCUUCUGAACCAGUUGUAGUCCGGAGACACUUUGAUUUCCUCCAUCUGUAACAAGAGAGGGAAACGCCUGAGACACAAGGCGCGUCUGCACAAGUCUUAAACGCCAAACCAACACAGAGACACGUCUGAAAAGCCUCCAUCUACGCGACGUAUGGAAAACACACGCUUGACUGCAGGUGACACAGACGUGCGGUGGAAACAGGUUAUUUAGAGAAGCCGAGCGGAAACUGGUGACACGCAGCACAUGAACGCGCUGGCAGAGAAACACUCACUGUGAAUGUGGCGUAUACCGAACACGCUACAUUUACCGUCUCGGCGCUGGCGGCGGUCACCGUGAGGGGUGAAUUUUAUCCAUAACUCGGCGGCAUGUCGCCCGGCGGCUGGUCAUAUGACUCGCUGUCAGCCACUUCCGCCAACGCUGACGCGGCUACGUCGCUCCAGCUAACUGUAGCUUCAACCUCGAGCCUGCUCAAUUAGAGACUGUCGCACAAAAGAAUGGAUGGCAGCGCAGUAAUAAUGCAUUAUAAUUCAUAACUACUUAAAAUGUGUUGUAGUUUAUCGCCUUCAGGUGUAAAUCUGGCGUGCUGUAACCCCCGGCCUCAUGGGGGCAGUAGAGAGUUUCCUGAACUUCUGAACACCGAAAGCGGAAGUCUACUCGGAAAACAUGGCGCCUACAGACGUCUGUGUUUUGGUGUUGAUGUUUCUUUAGUCAAACAUGAAUCCAAUGUUUCACCACGUCUCAUCGGAAGACACAUACACGCCCCUCUACUGCUUAAAACUAUUUAAAUUAUCACGUUCAGGGGGAAAUCUAACGCGUUGUAUCCCCCGGCCUCAUGGGGGCAGUAGAGAGUUUCCUGACCUUCUGGAAUUACAGGAAGCGGAUUCGUCUACUAGGAAAACAUGGCGCCUACAGACGUGUUGUGUUGUGGUGCGGAUUGAUCUUUAGUCAAACAUGAAUCAAAGGUUUCACCGUGUCUCAUCGGAAGACACCUACCCGCCGCUCUAUCAGGACGGCUUCCACGGGGCAGCAUCGAACUCACCGGCCCUUGAUUCUAAAGCCGCUAACGCCGCCCAUGACCAGUGGACGCGCCGUCUGGCCCCGGACUUCUCCUUUGGGAGCCCCUUUCCUCCGCCUGGUCCCCAGGGCUUUGGAGCUCAGCAGCUUGCACCGCCGUUUGGCUUCGACUUCUCCGUGCCGCCGCCUCCUCUCGGCUAUGCGCCACCCGGACACUUCAGCCUCCCCGCUUCUGUCCCAGCGAACACGGGACAGUCGGCGUUUCCUGCAUUCGGGUUUGGACGUAGUUGUAGAUCGGCGGUGCAAGAAGAGAAAGCAAAUGAGGCGGAAGUGCAAAGGACGCAGGAUCUUCAGUGGGUCAAACAGUUCCUGCUGGCGAGGAAUAAAAGCGCGUGUAGUUCAAAGGGGUCGGUGGGGCAACGUCAGGUCAACGUGUCCGAGGUACGAGAGCGCGUGAGCCGCGCAGCUCAGCUGGUCUCCGGACUGAUGGAGACCUGCGAGAGCCUGAAGCUCCUUCAGGAGCACCAGGACCAAUGGGAGCAGGUUUACCGUGAGGCUCUGGCGAUGAGAGCAGAAGUGGAAGAGAACCUUUCUCGACUCACCGAAGGAGACUUUCUGGACAGAGUGAAGAACAAACUCACACGAAUAUCUAAAAGGAGACAGCAGAUUCACAGACGCAGGGAGGUUCUGGACCUGGAGGCCAGACAGAGAAACCAGGCAGUUGCUGAGAAAGAAAGCGAUAUUGACAAGUGGAGAGCUGAGCGGAUACUUGAGGUGGAGGAGAAGAAAAAGGAACAGGAGGUCAAGCUGGCUGCCGACUCAGUCCUGUGUGAGGUGCGGAAAAAGCAGGCGGACAGCAAAAGGAUGCAGGAUGUUCUCAGGUCUCUGGAGAAACUGCAUAAACUGAGGAAGGAGGCGGCAUCGAGAAAAGGGAUCCUCACGGACGCCGACAGCGAAGAGUCCUUCCACAGUCAGCUGGAGAGACUGAGGAGCGUGCUGAAGGAGAGGUCAGCCAUCUACUCCAGGGAGGAGAACGCUCUGAAGGUGAUGCUGGAGGGGGAGCAGGAGGAGGAGCGCAGGAGAGACUUGGAGCUCAGCCUCAGGAAGGAGCGAGAGAGACAGCUGCACUGGAAGCAGAAAGUAGGCGCCAUGUUGUUUGGAGAUGAGCUCCCUGCUGACCCGGCGCUGCUGCCCUACAGGGACUACUACCUUCAGGCCGAGCACUCGCUGCAUGCUCUGGUCCAGAUUCGGAGGGAGUGGGAUGUUUUCCUGGUGGCAGCUGAUCACGCAGAGGCUUCGGCAAUCCCUCAGAACUGGGUUUUACCUGAAGCCCCUUCUGACCAGCUGUGGGCCUCUGCUCUGCUCACAUCUGAAUCUCAAUGAAUAUCAACUUGUUUUUUUCUGUAUUGUUUGAUAAAAUAAAGUUUUUUGUCCUAGAA